Truncatella angustata is the source of this 1819-nucleotide messenger RNA. RefSeq lists its product as uncharacterized. The transcript is spliced from 3 exons. The record is from RefSeq and is a predicted model, not a curated record. Lineage: Eukaryota; Fungi; Ascomycota; Sordariomycetes; Amphisphaeriales; Sporocadaceae. Gene Ontology annotation, molecular function: transcription cis-regulatory region binding; DNA-binding transcription factor activity, RNA polymerase II-specific; zinc ion binding. Gene Ontology annotation, biological process: positive regulation of transcription by RNA polymerase II. The coding region runs from base 258 to 1664 and encodes 468 amino acids. Gene Ontology annotation, cellular component: nucleus.
CGACACUAUCUAAGAGAUUGGGGUAAUUCGGUAGUUGGAGAAAGUCCAAAUCUCCACUAGCCUUAGCCGUAUAUGGGUAACAAUUGCGCCGCCCCUAUCCACCUAUGACAAGCGGUUUCCGAUACGUCAAGACUUCUUCCCCGGAUUUCAUCCUUAAAUCGAUCGAGACCGUUAUCAUCUGUGGUCAGGCAUGCGCUUUUGACUGGCGGUAAUAUUGACCUGUUUCGUGUAAAGUCGAUCACGGAUCAGUGCGGGGUAUGAAAAGAUCUAGAAGUGGUUGUCUCAAUUGCAAACAACGCAAACGAAAAUGCGACCAGGCUCGGCCGGAGUGCCAAUCUUGCAAGAACCGAAAUCUCCAGUGCAGUGGCUACCAACGGCCGGUACGAUGGGCCAACGGCAUUGCCUCCCGUGGCAGGUUUGUGGGGGUUAACCCUGGCCUUCUCAUACCUCCGAUCAACCCGGAUGUAUCGGUGGCCAUCUCUCUAGAUUCUGCACCUGCAACAUCUUGGGGCAGAGGUUCAUCAGGAACAAGCCUGAACAAGGCGUUUAGGCAGGAUGACCAGAAUGUCUUUGAUAGAUUCCUGACUACGGGGCUUUCUGCGAUAUCAAGCGGACCAGUACACUGGCUGGCACCAUAUCUCGAAGAGUUGUCCAAAGAAUCCACAUCUUUACUCAUCGUAGUGGCAGCCUUACAAACUUAUCUGGAAGAUGGCCUCACGGUGAAAUCUAUGGAACAUCUGGAUCGAGCUCUUCGAGCUUUUCGUGGUGAAUUAGCAAUUCAAGAUGGCCAGCCGGCUAUCUCAACAGUAUGCAGUGGGCUCUUACUGUGUACCGUUUGUAUAUACCAGUUACGGCCUUUCACCCCCUACGUUGGGCUAAUAGCUGAUGUCCAUAACUUACCUGACGAUCUCGGUAAACCUCCACGGGAUCCAUGGUCGCAUCCUUUAUCGCGGCACUUUCUAGAAGUCCUGGGGGUGAUGGACUUGCCAUCCAACGUGGUUGGACGAGUGAACCCGACCAGACGAAUCUGGAAGCAUAUCCCCAGUACAGAUACACUUCCCGAGACACCGUUACAGACGGACACGGAAGUCGUGACCGGUAUGCCAAAAAGCUUGCUGGACAUUUUUGCUAACUUGGGAGAUGAGAUUGGGACAGAAACCGAAUCCCGGUUUUGGGACUGGCAAGCGCCCCAGAACAGACACCCACAACACCACUGCUGGAAUACUUGGCGAUAUGCUGGCAUUCUCGAUUUACGUCGCCGACAGAAGCUUUCGAGACCAAAAGACACUUUGUGUGUUGAUGAGCAGGCUGGUUAUCAAUUUCAUAGCGUUCCGGCGUCCGAAGCGAUAUACGCCCGCCUCAUGGUCGACUUAGAAGCCGUCUACCGAAAUUUCAUGUCAACGCAGAGUAUGGGUCAGGCGAAAUUUCCACAUGGAAUACUAUACCCUUAUACAAUAGCGUCCCUCGAAAUCAGUUUGCUGAAAACAAACUCUUUGUGGCAAAAGCUUCUGUACGAUUUUCGAGUAUCGGUCUUCCAAAACUUCGGCCUGAAAACUGUCGAUAAGCUGAAUGAAUUACUUGAUCAAGCUUGGCAAUCGGGUUCAGACACCUUUGAUAUCGACCAGGCAGCGCAAAAGCAAGGGAUCGAAAUUGCUUUGCUUUAAAUGAAAAGGAAGCCAGAUACACUCUACAUUGAUAUCCAAAACCCGCUCUACCUCUGCCUAUCCAAAGGCGUAAAGACGAAGGCGAGUCACAUCAACUGUCAUAGAAGUUGCCAGUUUGUCAAAGAAAGGGGGGGGGGGGGAAGAUUUGUAGGGGG